AUGUCAGGACGUGGAAAGGGAGGAAAGGGAUUGGGAAAGGGAGGUGCGAAGCGUCAUCGUAAGGUUCUGCGAGAUAACAUCCAGGGAAUCACAAAACCGGCGAUCCGCCGUCUUGCGAGAAGAGGAGGUGUGAAACGUAUCAGCGGGUUGAUCUACGAGGAAACUCGCGGAGUUUUGAAGAUCUUUCUAGAAAAUGUCAUCAGAGAUGCUGUUACCUACACCGAGCACGCACGCCGGAAAACUGUCACCGCCAUGGAUGUGGUGUACGCGCUCAAGAGACAAGGCCGAACUCUCUACGGAUUCGGUGGUUAG
Lactuca virosa is the source of this 312-nucleotide messenger RNA. The record is from the annotation of a GenBank genome assembly. Lineage: Eukaryota; Viridiplantae; Streptophyta; Magnoliopsida; Asterales; Asteraceae.